This is a messenger RNA of Armigeres subalbatus, 2184 nucleotides long. RefSeq names its product SET and MYND domain-containing protein DDB_G0284059 (gene Smyd4-3). The transcript is spliced from 6 exons. Gene Ontology annotation, biological process: compound eye photoreceptor development. Gene Ontology annotation, cellular component: nucleus; cytoplasm. The record is from RefSeq and is a predicted model, not a curated record. Gene Ontology annotation, molecular function: histone deacetylase binding. The coding region runs from base 167 to 2119 and encodes 650 amino acids. NCBI's taxonomy places the organism in Eukaryota, Metazoa, Arthropoda, Insecta, Diptera, Culicidae.
CUCGUGGAUGUUCGCUAUGCGUGAAUUUCACGAAACACACACGAAAAGCAGUGAACAGCGCUGGUUUCAUCAAUCGAAGUUACAUUUUCACCGCAUACGGACCUGUGUCGAAACAUUUCCCGGCCGCCAUUUUUUGCAGUGAGCUAUUUUUUUCCGAUCAGAUUAAAUGGAAUCCUACAGAAAGGAUGGAUUUUUCCAACAAUUCUGCGAAACUAUGCGCAAAGGUAUCGGACCGAACGAGUUCAAUGAUUUUGCCCAGUUGGAGACUAACGAGCAACGUUUCGAGUUCAUAAAUGCACUGAAAUCAAUCGUCAGCGAGCUCAAGUUGGCACGUGAGUUCAAAGGAAAAAACUUGGAGCAAUCGCUGAAUUUCAAAAAUCUAGGAAAUAAGGCGUUCCAGAAGGAAAGCUGGGCCGAGGCGCUAGCGCAUUAUAAUUUGUGUUACUUGGCUACUCCGGAGUGCAAUGAAGCAGAGAAAGCAAUCAUACUAGCGAAUAGAUCUGCAGUUCUUUAUCAUUUGGAAAAAUAUGAUCAAGCAUUGAAAGAUAUUCAACGUGCAAUUGAUUAUAAUUAUCCAAAGGAUCUCAUGUACAAACUAACAGAACGAAAAGCUCGUUGCUAUCUUGGCAAGAAGGAUCAUGUCAAAGCUCUGCAAUGUUUCAAGGACACGCUUCCAGCACUAGACGAAUGUAAACUUCCACUAGAACGUCGACAAAAGCUCGAGAGAGAUGCCCAAAUCAUGAUCAAACUGCUACCGAAAAACAUAGAAGCUGAGGCUAAACUGGCGAAGAGCAAAAAAACGACACCAGCCAAUCCCAAAUAUCCUCCGCAACCCGAAAACUACAUUGAGAAAGGGCUGCACUUCGACUAUACCCAGGAAGAGGGUCGCUUCGCCAAAACGAGUGUGGACAUGAAACCGAAUGCAAUUAUUCUGUUAGAGAAGCCUCACGUUUCCGUUCUACUUGAGGAGUACAGUUUGUCCCACUGCAGUACUUGCUUCAAACGCGUUACAAUCCCGAUUAGUUGCCCUAAGUGCUCCGACGUCAUAUUUUGCUCCGAGGCAUGCGAGAAAAAGGGUAACUCGAGCUAUCACAAGUACGAGUGUGGGUUUCUGCCCAUAUUUUGGAGGUCUGGUGCAUCGAUCACUUGCCACAUGGCACUGAGGAUGAUCACACAGAAGUCGGAGGAUUAUUUCAUGGGCUUCCGUAAUGAAUUACCUAUUUUAACUAACGACGUGACAGAUAAGCUUACCAACGAUGACUAUCGAAAAGUGUACAAGCUGGUAACUCAUGAAGACAAACGCACACCUGAGGACUACUUCCAGCGAACGAUAAUGGCAACCUUGCUGAAUUCCUGCUUAACGCUUGGGGGAUUUUAUAAAUCUAAGGAAGCAGAAAGCUUCAUAGGAGCUCUGCUGCUGCACAAUUUGCAGCUUCUACAAUACAAUGCCCAUGAAAUCUCCGAGCUCCAACGCGAAAACGAACGUGACAUUGGGAAAUCCACGUUCAUUGGUGGUGGUCUUUACCCGACAUUAGCUCUGUUCAAUCACUCUUGUGAACCCGGUGUCACGCGCUACUACCGAGGAAACUCCGUAUGCGUUCGUACUGUGAAAAGCAUCCCGGCCGGAUCGAUGGUAGCAGAGAAUUACGGGCCAUUGUUCACUCAAGAAUCUCGCGAGCAGCGCCGCAGUACUCUGUUAAAUCAAUACAAAUUCACGUGCAACUGUCGUGCGUGCAGCGAAAAUUGGCCUAAAUUUGUGGAUAUGGACUCCAACGUGCUGCGCUUCAAAUGCGACGGCGGUAAGAUCUGCAGCAAUGUUUUGGAAAUUCCAGCCGAGAUAAAUGAGUUCAUGGUGCAAUGUACUGAAUGUGGACAGCAUACGAACAUAAUGAAGGGGCUCAAGUCGUUACAAGACACGGACAUGCUUUUCAAGUCAGCAACUAAAUUACAUGACGCCGGUGAAUACGAGUAUGCACUGCGAAAGUACGUUGAAAUGAUCAAUACGUUGGAUGAAGUUUUGGUUCCGCCGUAUCGAGAUUUUCAUCUCUGCCAGCAGGGACUGCGAUCGUGUAUGCUGGAAUUCGGAAAUAGAUUUAUUAGAUCGGCUUACAAGAAGUAGAUUUUCCUUUAAAAAUGUGUUUUAUUUGAGUUCUAUUUAAAUAAAUUUUCGAAAAAAUAACCGUA